Molecule: messenger RNA, 1734 nt
Organism: Brachypodium distachyon (stiff brome)
Lineage: Eukaryota; Viridiplantae; Streptophyta; Magnoliopsida; Poales; Poaceae
Product: acetyl-CoA acetyltransferase, cytosolic 1
Exons: 14
Coding region: 280-1485 (401 amino acids)
Biological process (GO): fatty acid beta-oxidation
Molecular function (GO): acetyl-CoA C-acetyltransferase activity
Source: RefSeq, a predicted model, not a curated record
GACUUUGACUCCCCGUUGUCCAGGCCAAGCCGCCCCGCCCCGAUCUGAUCUCUGAGAGUGGGUCCAUUCAUCUCCGUGCCACUACGCAUCUUUCCUUCUUAAACUUCCAACCCCCCUGUCCGAUCUCUGCUUAAGCCCCCAACCCCGGAGCCUAACCCCCGCCCCCCCUGCGCCUCGUGCACUCCGCCGCCGCGCCAGAUCCAGCUCCAGGUGGAAUUGAAGCGCGGGUUGUUCGUCUAAUCUGUCGCAGUUCCGAGUCGGACCGUUGGAGCUGCCAUCAUGGGUUCAGAUAAUGUCGGCCCGAGAGAUGUAUGUGUUGUUGGAGUCGCACGCACCCCUAUGGGUGGUUUCCUUGGCGCCCUGUCUUCCUUGCCUGCUACUAAACUUGGAUCCAUAGCCAUUGAAGCUGCUCUUAAAAGGGCACAUGUUGAUCCAUCCCUUGUGCAGGAGGUCUACUUUGGUAAUGUCUUGAGUGCUAACUUGGGGCAAGCUCCUGCGAGACAGGCUGCUUUAGGUGCGAGAAUACCAAACACGGUUGUUUGCACCACAGUUAACAAAGUCUGUGCAUCUGGCAUGAAAGCAACCAUGUUUGCUGCACAGUCAAUUCUACUGGGCAGCAAUGAUAUUGUAGUGGCAGGUGGUAUGGAAAGCAUGUCGAAUGCUCCGAAAUACAUUGGUGAAGCUAGAAAAGGUUCUCGCUUCGGACAUGACAGCCUCAUUGAUGGUAUGCUUAAGGAUGGCCUUUGGGAUGUAUACGGUGAUUGUGCUAUGGGAGUGUGUGCUGAGCUUUGUGCUGACAAUCAUGCCCUGACAAGGGAAGACCAGGACGCUUAUGCAAUUCAAAGUAAUGAGCGUGGAAUUGCUGCUCGUGACAGUGGUGCUUUUGCAUGGGAGAUUGCUCCGAUUGAAGUUCCUGGUGGAAGAGGGAAGCCACCAGUAAUUGUUGACAAAGACGAGAGUCUAGACAAGUUUGACCCAGCGAAACUGAGGAAGCUCCGGCCAAGUUUCAAGGAGAAUGCCGGUACUGUUACUGCUGGGAAUGCUUCUAGUAUAAGUGAUGGUGCUGCCGCAUUAGUACUGGUGAGUGGGCAGAAGGCUCAAGAACUUGGACUACAAGUACUAGCAAGGAUCAAAGGAUUUGCCGAUGCAGCUCAGGCCCCUGAACUAUUUACCACUACACCAGCACUAGCCAUACCGAAGGCUCUAUCAAAUGCUGGCUUAGAAUCCUCUUCUGUUGAUUUUUACGAAAUUAAUGAAGCCUUUUCGGCUGUUGCACUUGCAAAUCAAAAGCUUCUCGGGAUUCCUUCGGAAAAGAUUAAUGUACAUGGAGGCGCUGUGUCUUUAGGACACCCCCUUGGAUGCAGUGGCGCUCGCAUUUUGGUCACUCUUAUUGGUGUUCUCAGGGAGAAGGGUGGCAAAAUCGGGGUUGCUGGUGUCUGCAACGGUGGAGGCGGAGCAUCCGCACUUGUUCUCGAGUUAGCUUAGAACUCCAGUGACAUAUCCAAAGAACUUGGGAUGCGUCCAUUGAGUACAAGAUGAAGUUGGGAGUGGCCCUAUUUCAGCUGCUACCGUGACAGGAUGUAAAAUCAUUUCGUAAUAGCUGUAUCCGGCAAGUGACCAUGUUUAACUUCUGGGCCAGUUUUCUGGGAUAACCUUCUAUCAGCAGUUGUAAUAAAGCAGGUUUGUGCUACGAAAUUUCAUUGUCUUUCUACAGCUUGUGAAUAUUUUCUUCCA